UUCCCUUUCAGUGCCAUGAGACUGGGAUCUGCCAUGCAGCUUGCCAUCGAGAAAGUCAAUUCAGACCCCCUUUUCAUGUUAAAUUACACACUGGAUUUUGUGUACGCCGACAGUGACUGUGACCCAAAGACAUCCAUUAAUGCAUUUAUCAGCCAGGUACAAAAAUACAAUAUUUCAGUGCUCUUCGGGCCAGCCUGUCAAGAGGCAGCAGAGAUUACAGGUUUAUUCGCCUCUCAAUGGAACAUCCCCAUCUUUGGAUUUGUGGACCAGCCACCUGCAUUAGACCAUUUCCUUGCGUAUGACACUUACAUAAAACUGCUGUCUCCAUUGCAAAUCAUCAGCGACGCCCUGACUAAAACAUUGCAGUUCUUUGGCUGGAAGUAUGUUGCCCUUAUUGGAGGGACUGCCAGUGAUUCAACAUGGGACAAAAUUGAUGAGCUCUGGGAAAUUGUGGUGAAGAAAUUGGAAAUAAACUUUACCAUCACAGCUCAAGCCAAAUAUAACACAGGCAAUUCAACCCUUCAUCGGGCACAUCUCAAGCAAAUUGCCACUGUAGCUAGAAUUGUCAUUUUAAUUUGUACUCCUAAGGUGGUAGGAUCAAUAAUGUCAGAAGCUCAACAGCUUGGAAUAACAAGUGGAGAAUAUGUGUUUUUUAUAUUGCAACUUUAUGAGGAUUAUCUUUGGAAAUCUGCUUUAGUGGAUGGGAAAGAUUCAAUUGCCUUGAACCUGUACAAAUCGGUAUUCCUGAUUGGACUGAAGUCAUAUUCUGAACAUGGCUACUUCAAUUUUUUACAAGAAGUGUACCAACGAUUAAAAGGAGCCCCUUUUUACAGUGAUUUGGCUUCAGAAAAAGAGGUGAGCUCCUAUGCAGCUUAUCUUCAUGAUGCAGUAAUACUGUAUGCCAUGGGUGUUCACAAAAUGUUAAAAGCAGGAAAGAACCCAUUUGAUGGAAGAGCACUUAUUAAGAAUUUGAAAGGUUUCAGCAAAGGGCGAUUUUAUGGUAUAACUGGCCCAGUGGAUAUUGAUAGUUCUGGACUACAACAUUUGGAUUAUUCUGUCUAUGACCUACAAUUGUAUGAGAACAUCACAAAGUUUGUUCCUGUUCUUCACUAUGACAGUUACAGAAAAUCAAUAAGCACAACUAAGGAAUUUAUUAAUAUUUCAUGGCCUAGAAAAACUCCAGUCGAAGACUCCCCUGUGUGUGGAUUUUACAAUGAACUUUGUGAAACAGACUCUAGAAGUAAUCGUUUAACAAAGUCACUCUCCUGUACGGGACAAUCUGGAUGCACCAUGAACAUCACUGUCACUACCAUGACAUCUCCACAGAACGCAACAGAUAACAUCAUUGUGAUAGCAGUCAUUGUCGUUGUGUUCGUGGCUCUUGUUGUAUCUGCUGUCAUUGUCUUCCUGAAGACACAGAAAUAUAAAUCAUUAAAUCAAGAUCAGGAUAUGUGGUGGAAAAUAAAUUAUGAAGACAUAACUAUUCUGAAAGAUAACAAGAAGCCUGAUAGUACUGUAUCAAUGAAAGAAGUUGGAAGCCUUGGAUCAAAUACCAACACCUCAAGCCAUCACAAUUACGGCUUCAGAGAUAAACUAGGAAACAGAGUAUUUUAUUCUACAGUGGGUUUUUACCAGGGAAAUUAUGUAGCAGUUAUGCACCUUGAUGAAUCGAUAUCUCCAGAUAUGAGCAAGCAAUCAAUACAACAAGAAUUGCAGAUGAUGCGAGAACUAAGACACGAAAAUCUAGUAACUUUCUUUGGUAUAUGUAUAGAUGCACCACGCUGGUAUAUCAUUUCACAAUACUGCAAAAGGGGAAGUUUAAAGGACAUCCUGAAAAACACAGAUGUUGAACUUGACUGGGUUUUUAAGCUGUCACUUGCUUAUGAUAUAGUAAAUGGAAUGAUAUUUUUGCAUAAUAGCCAACUAAAGUCUCACGGCAAUUUAAAACCUAAAACCUGUCUGGUAGACAGUCGGAUGCAAGUGAAGAUAUCAGGAUUUGGCCUGUGGGAACUUCGAUAUGGAAGGAAAAGGAAAGUGAUCACCACACAAGAUAUGAACUGUGAAGAACUGUACUGGACUGCUCCUGAACUGUUACGACUCAGUGAAUACCCAUUGAAUGGGACCCAGAAAGGAGAUGUGUAUAGUUUUGCCAUUAUUAUGAGAGAGUUGCUGUAUCAUGGGGAUAGUGGACCAUUCCAUGAUUUUCAGAUGACACAAGAAGAAAUUAUUAAUGCAGUCAUAAACCCAGUGAUCUUGUUGAGACCUACACUGUCUGCGGAAAAAUGCAAUGAACCGAUUGUCACACUGCUGACUGCUUGCUGGGAUGAAAGUCCACACAGAAGGCCACACUUUCAGUCAAUCAAACACGCUCUGCGAAACGCUAGUCCAGAAGGUGAGGUGAGCAUUCUGGACAGUAUGGUGGAUAAACUGGAAAAAUAUGCGAAUCAUCUGGAAGAAGUGGUUGAAGAAAGGACAAACCAACUCAUGGUGGAGAAGAGGAAGACAGAUCAGCUUCUGUCCAACCUGUUGCCUAGGUUCAUUGCAGAACAGCUCAUGCAAGGAAACCAUGUGGAGCCAGAAUUCUUUGAAUGUGUUACUAUCUCCUUCUCAGAUAUUGUUGGCUUCACAAGCCUGUGCUCUGUCAGCACCCCACUGCAAAUUGUGGAUAUGCUCAAUGACCUGUACAGCCUGUUUGAUGACAUUAUUAAGUCUUAUGAUGUCUACAAGGUUGAAACAAUAGGCGAUGCUUACAUGGUAGCAAGUGGACUGCCCAUUCGCAAUGGAAUACAGCAUGCAGGGGAAAUUGCCACAAUGUCUUUGCAUUUUCUCAGUGCCAUUGUGACCUUCAAGAUAAGACACGUAGAUAAUGUACAACUGAAACUCCGCACAGGCCUCAACACAGGUCCAGUAGUUACAGGCGUAGUUGGAACAACGAUGCCCAGAUACUGUCUGUUUGGUGAUACUGUCAAUGUAGCAUCAAGAAUGGAAAGCAAUGGUUUGCCUUUGACAAUACACAUAUCAGAGAGCACUGCUGAAGCACUGAGGGCACUGGGAGGAUACGAUGUUGUAAAGAGAGGGACAAUUAAAGUGAAGGGAAAAGGUAUUCAAGCAACAUAUUGGCUAAGAAACAAAGAAGGAUUCAACAAGCCUUUACCAACAUUAAAUUGCAACAUGGGAGAAGAGUUUAAGGACACAAUGGAGAGUGAUGUUGACAGUGGUGAUGGAAUGUCUGCUUCUGAAGCAAUGGGUAAACAGCUAUGAGCUCCCUGAGUGUAUCUUUGUAAUUAGACAAA
Messenger RNA from Chiloscyllium plagiosum (whitespotted bambooshark), 3293 nucleotides. NCBI's taxonomy places the organism in Eukaryota, Metazoa, Chordata, Chondrichthyes, Orectolobiformes, Hemiscylliidae. The record is from RefSeq and is a predicted model, not a curated record.